Molecule: messenger RNA, 1023 nt
Organism: Labeo rohita (rohu)
Lineage: Eukaryota; Metazoa; Chordata; Actinopteri; Cypriniformes; Cyprinidae
Product: olfactory receptor 2AT4-like
Exons: 2
Coding region: 76-1023 (315 amino acids)
Biological process (GO): G protein-coupled receptor signaling pathway
Cellular component (GO): membrane
Molecular function (GO): G protein-coupled receptor activity; olfactory receptor activity
Source: RefSeq, a predicted model, not a curated record
CUGAUAUGAUGCAGGCUAAAGAAUUCAUUUAACUUAUUGUCAAGGACUAAUUGGUUUCUGUGGGAUUUUGCAGCAAUGGCAGUCACCAACUUCUCUCAGAUCACUGAAUUCUACCUGCUGGGAUUUCCAGGACUUCAUCCACAGUAUUAUGGGGCUGUAGGAACUUUUUUAGUCUUUAUCUAUGUAAUACUGGCAAGCGGAAACAUUUUAAUAAUUUCAUUUAUUGUUUAUGAGAGACACCUUCAUAGACCCACCUACAUGAUCUUUUGUAAUCUUGCAAUGUGUGAUCUUUUGAUGGGAACUGUCAUUCUGCCCAGAGCAGCUGCAAAAUAUCUUGCUAAUGAUGAUUAUGUACCAUUUCAUUUAUGUUUUGUACAAAUGUUUUUUGUUCAUUAUUCAGGGAUGGUUGAUUCUUUUAUUUUAUUAUUAAUGGCCCUGGAUCGGUUUGUUGCAGUAUGCUACCCUCUUCAAUAUCCUGCAGUUAUCACAAACCAGCAUAUUACAUAUGCAUGCACUGUGUGUUGGUUGUUUAUUUUAGGAGUUUUUCCAUUAUUUACUUACCAAACUGAACAACUUCACUUCUGUUCUACAAAUGUGAUAAGUCAUUGUUUCUGUGAUUUCAAUUCAUUAUCUAAAAUUGGCUGUGGAGAUAAGACUGAGCUGAGGAGAAAUGGUCUAGGUUUGGGCAUGUUUGUUCUUUUCGGCCCUCUAAUAUUCAUCACAUUUUCAUACAUUGCUAUCAUUAAAUCUGUUUUCAAACUCUCAAGUGUUCAGGCCCGAUUUAAAACAUUUUCCACAUGCGCCCCUCAGCUUUCAAUCAUAUGCAUUCACUUUUUGCCUAGAUAUACUGUGCAUAUAUGUGACUUAACCACUGAAUUACCUACAGGUGUUCGGAUUAUACUUGUUAUGUUUUACAGUAUUUUCCCACCUGUUGUUAACCCAAUGAUUUACUGUUUGAGAACUCAGGAAAUCAAGGCCGUCUUCAUGAAAAGAAUGAGAGGGAAAAAGUUAAUGUUCAGCUGA